Arachis duranensis is the source of this 1931-nucleotide messenger RNA. RefSeq names its product alanine--tRNA ligase. Bases 163 to 1725 code for a protein of 520 amino acids. Gene Ontology annotation, molecular function: alanine-tRNA ligase activity; aminoacyl-tRNA deacylase activity; nucleic acid binding. Gene Ontology annotation, biological process: tRNA modification; alanyl-tRNA aminoacylation. NCBI's taxonomy places the organism in Eukaryota, Viridiplantae, Streptophyta, Magnoliopsida, Fabales, Fabaceae. The record is from RefSeq and is a predicted model, not a curated record. Gene Ontology annotation, cellular component: chloroplast; mitochondrion. The transcript has 14 exons.
UUUGCAUGACUGUAACUUAUUUGAUAUGAUUUGAUUUUUCACAUUGUUAUUACUCGGGUUGGGGGUUGUUUUUGGGCUAUUUGUUAUGGAGUUAUCUCUUGUUUUCAGGAAGCAUUUGUCCUCUGGGAUACAUAUGGGUUCCCAAUAGAUCUCACUAAGCUGAUGGCUGAAGAAAAAGGUUUAACUGUUGAUGAAGAUGGAUAUAAUAAGGCCUUGGAGGCUGCAAGAGAGCGAUCAAGGAAUGCUCAAGCAACGCAAGCAGGUGGUGCCAUUAUCAUGGAUGCUGAUGCUACCUCAGUGUUGCAUAGAAGGGGCAUUGCUCCAACUGAUGAUAGCUUCAAAUAUGUUUGGUUCAAGGACCACGAGAGUGUGGUGAAAGCAAUAUACACUGGUUCUGAGUUUGUUGAAUCUGUUGAAACUGAUGGUGACAUUGGUGUCGUUCUUGAAUCUACAAGUUUCUAUGCUGAACAAGGUGGUCAGAUUUUCGACACUGGAUCACUGGAGGGUCCACAUGCAUCAUUCAAAGUUCACAACGUACAAGUAUUUGGAGGAUUUGUUCUCCACAUUGGUUCUAAUGGGAAUGGAAUCUCUGUUGGUGACAAAGUUGUAUGCAAGGUUGAUUAUGGUAGGCGUUCCCUUAUAGCCCCCAACCAUACCUGCACACACAUGUUAAACUUUGCUCUUAGGGAAGUACUUGGGGAUCAUGUUGACCAGAAAGGAUCCAUUGUUCUUCCUGAAAAAUUGAGAUUUGAUUUUUCUCAUGGCAAGCCUGUUGAUCCCGACAAUUUGAGGAAAAUCGAAUCAAUUGUUAAUGAGCAAAUUAGGGAUGAAUUAGAUGUCAAUGCAAAGGAGGCAACUCUUGCUGAAGCCAAGCGUAUUAAUGGCUUACGAGCUGUGUUUGGAGAAGUUUAUCCUGAUCCCGUAAGAGUUGUAUCAAUCGGAGAAAAAGUUGAGGAUCUCCUUGCCGACCCUGAAAAUAAAAAAUGGUUAUCUAUUUCAUCAGAAUUAUGUGGUGGCACCCAUAUAUCAAACACAAGAGAGGCCAAAGCUUUUGCUCUUUUAUCUGAGGAGGGAAUUGCAAAGGGAAUACGCAGAAUAACAGCUGUGACAACUGAUCGUGCUUCUGAUGCAAUAAGAGUUGCAAAUGAAUUUGAGCAACACGUAGACAAUGCAGCCAAGUUAGAGGGAAGUUCACUGGAAGAGAAAGUUUUGUACCUGAAAAGCAAUGUGGAAACCUUAUCUAUUCCUGCAGCCAAGAAAGCUGACAUAAAGAACAAGAUAGUCCAACUUCAGGAUCGGGUGAGAAAAGCACAAAAGCAAAUUGCUGAAGAAAAUAAACGUAAAGCUGUGACGAUUACAGCUGAGAAGGCUGAACUUGCUGCAUCAGAUGGGAAAACAUUUUGCGUGUCCCAGGUUGAAGUUGGUCUGGAUGUAAACGCAGUGCGUGAAGCAGUUACAAAAGUCAUGGAGCAGAAGGGUAUAUCUGUUAUGGUAUUUAGCACUGACAAGUCUACAAACAAGGCUGUAGUUUGUGCUGGCGUGCCGGAGAAAGGUGAUAAAGGCAAGCUGGAUGUUACAGAGUGGUUAACCAACGCUUUAGGGCCUCUGAAAGGGAGAUGCGGUAAAGGAAAAGGUGGUCUUGCAACAGGCCAGGGUACAGAUGCAUCACAUGUAAGUGAGGCUAUGGAUCUUGCAACAUCAUUUGCAUCAAUGAAAUUGACUUAAUGGUCGAUUGCAUUACUUUCUUGGUGUGAUCAAACUUGAUACAUUCCUUAAUCUGUCUGGAGGGAAGGCAUUGACAAUUAGAUCUUGAUUAAUAGAACACAUUUUAGUAAAAUAUUAUUUGGGUUGAUACAAAUGAGGAGUAAAAUUCAGUUUUUAUAUCUUCUCAAAUCACAAAUUCUCACAGAGAAUAGAAUAUCAAAGAUUUU